Molecule: messenger RNA, 671 nt
Organism: Cynara cardunculus var. scolymus (artichoke)
Lineage: Eukaryota; Viridiplantae; Streptophyta; Magnoliopsida; Asterales; Asteraceae
Product: auxin-responsive protein SAUR19-like
Exons: 1
Coding region: 23-349 (108 amino acids)
Biological process (GO): response to auxin
Source: RefSeq, a predicted model, not a curated record
UAUAUAUAUACAAAACCUUGUGAUGAAAAGCAAUGGCAUUUUGAAGCUUAAAGUGGUGGUAGAGAAGCUGCAAAAGAGUCUUCUGCAAGCCAAGAAAUGGUCACCCAGAAACACCAGGGUGCCAGAAGACGUGAAACAAGGCCAUUUUGCUGUCAUUGCAGCUGAUGUUGAUCAAGAAAUUAGAAAGAGAUUUGUGGUUCCUUUAGCGUAUCUUGCUCGACCCGCGUUUCAAAGAUUGUUGGAGAAAGCAGCCGAGGAGUACGGGUUCAACCACAAGGGUGCACUCAUGGUCCCGUGCAGGCCGCGGGAGCUCGAGUGGAUGUUGGCUGAGAGAUCGAGCCGAGGAUGAGGAUGAUGAUGCCGGUUGGAUCCAGGUUGAAAGUUGCUGAAUCUCAUUCGGUUUAAAUUGAUUUCAUUUGAUUGAUUUCCAUUAGGAUUAAUUGAAGAAAGACCCAAUUUCUUUCUUUUGGUUUUUGCUAUUUUUUGGAAGCAUAUGUUGAUGGUCAACAAAUCAACUAGUAUAAAGGAUCAUUGAUUGCCAUCAAAAUCAAAAAGAUUAUAAGAUACAUCUUUUACUCAAAUGCGUUUUUACCCUAAUCCUAAAAGGGUUAACUGACUUGGGGUAUGUUUAUUAGCAGUUUGAUGAGAAUUACAGCUUAUUCGGUCAGCCA